AUGAAAGGCCGACUUCACCAGCAGUUGAAAGAGGCGCUUCAGCAGGGGACAUUCAGCAGCCUGUGCAACAGGAUGCAGAUCUUGGUAGACCAGGAGGAGCAGGAAGUGGAGAAGGAUCCAUAG
Messenger RNA from Peronospora matthiolae, 123 nucleotides. The record is from the annotation of a GenBank genome assembly. Lineage: Eukaryota; Oomycota; Peronosporomycetes; Peronosporales; Peronosporaceae.